This is a messenger RNA of Andrographis paniculata, 1626 nucleotides long. RefSeq lists its product as uncharacterized. The coding region runs from base 102 to 1358 and encodes 418 amino acids. The record is from RefSeq and is a predicted model, not a curated record. The transcript has 3 exons. NCBI's taxonomy places the organism in Eukaryota, Viridiplantae, Streptophyta, Magnoliopsida, Lamiales, Acanthaceae.
UUCCUUCUCAAAAAUCCCAACCCAAAAACCUCUCCUCUUCUUCUUCUUCCCUCAAAAAAUUUCCCUCGGAUUUCUGCAUCUCUGCGAUCUGAGAUUCUCCGAUGAGAAAACUGUUCCCUAAUCAUGACAGGGAAGAUGCUCUGGAGACGGUCCUGGAGGUUCCGAUUCCAGAAGAGAUUUUCACUUCCAACAAGCACAAGCCAUGGCAGCACUUGCAGACUUGGACGCUUGGUCCUCAGGCUUCCGGCUUCCGUGCCGCGGCGGAGCUUCAAUUCCUUCUCGGCGUCGUCGGGGCGCCGCUAAUACCUCUGCCAAUUCCAUCUGAUCGAACCCUAAACAACGACAUCAGAAAUUCCCCCAUCGAGAGGUCCAUGGCGAAGUACAUAGUGCAGCAAUACAUAGCGGCGGCGGGAGGCGAGCACGCCUUGAAUUCGAUCGACAGUAUGCACGCGGUAGGGAAGGUGAAAAUGGCGGCGUCGGAAUUUGUCGGCGGGGAGGAAUUACGGCAGGGAAGUUCCAAGGCUUUGGUGAAGAGUAUGAAGCACGGUCCUGGAGAAAUUGGGGGAUUCGUUUUGUGGCAGAGAAGGCCCGAUUUGUGGAGCCUCGAAUUGGUAGUUUCAGGCUGUAAGAUCACCGCCGGUAGCGAUGGCAACGUCGCCUGGAGGCAAACUCCAUGGCACAAUUCCCAUGCUUCCCGCGGGCCACCGCGGCCGCUCCGGCGAUCUCUGCAGGGACUUGAUCCGAGGUUGAUAGCAAAUCUCUUCUCCAAUGCAGUCUGCACCGGGGAGAAGACAAUCAACGGCCAGGAUUGCUUUGUGCUGAAGCUCGAAGCCGAGUCUUUGGCCCUUAAGGCAAGAAGCAGCCCGAAUGUCGAAAUAGUAAGACACACUAUCUGGGGCUAUUUCAGCCAAAGAACAGGUCUUUUAAUCCAAUUACACGACUCCCAUUUGCUGAGAACACGAGCCUCUGGAAACAAUGUGGUCUGCUGGGAGACAACCACGGAGUCCCUGAUCCAGGACUACAGGACAAUCGAGGGCGUCAACAUCGCACAUUUGGGCAGGACAUCGAUUUCACUGUUGAGAUUCGGGGAAUCAUCGGAGAGACACACUCGGACGAGAAUGGAGGAGAUUUGGAGCAUCGAGGAAGUGGAUUUCAACAUAAAGGGAUUACGGAUGGAGUGUUUCUUGGCUCCCAGCGACCUGAAAAGGGAAGACGAAGAAGAAUGCGGCGGCAGCGCUGUUGUCAGUUUGCCUUGCAGAGGUUUGAACAAUUCUUGUAGGACUGCUAAGGGUGCUCGAAAAGUUGUCGCUGUGGAAGAACAACACUUCGGAGUGUUCCAAGGUGAACAAAGGUUGUAAUAACAUUUCAUCUUUCGGGACCACCUUGUAUAUAACAUUUAGGACGGCGGUUAUGGUGCACUGUGCUGAUAGCAAGGUAAUAUAUACCAGAUAAUACAUUAGAUCUAAAUUUACGAAGAACUUACAGCACGUACUAAUAGUUAUACGACAUGUGCUGUCUGUUAUAUUGUUAUAUGAUAUCCAUAGUAUUUUCAUGUGCUGAUUUGGGUAAUCGGCUGGGAUAACAUUUAGAUCCCAUUUAUCAUGUAGUUAUUUAUUGGUAACGCAA